UUUCGACAUUUUCCAUCUGCGGUCUCACCGACCAGAAAAAGCAAACGAAAAGCGGAGAAAGAAAUAAUAAUUCGUGUUUUGUGUGCAAAGUGCAAAGGGUAGAUAAGUUGAAAUAUUCUCGCUGUCGAGACCCAUAAAAACCCGAAAAAGUGGCAGGAUUUUGGAUAUCCAUAUCGUGCGCGGAGCUCUACUGAUUUUUCCUUUUGUUGACGUCGCAUUGUCGUCAUCGUCAUCUUGUGACUGUGUCUAUUCGAGUCCGAGUCCGAAAAAAGAAAGAAAAGAAAGUCGUAAAAUAUAGAAAAGAAAACUAGUUGGGGAGGAGGAGUCGCACACAUACAAACAGACACACGGAGCCCCCCACUCACAGACACACACAGCAAACACUCACUCACACACACUCAGGCGAACUGCAGUGAAGCAACAAAAACAACAAUAAACACAACAUUGCAGCUUGCUUUGGAGCACUUAUACAGCAAUAAACAAAAACCAAAACGAAUAAAAACCUAAAGAGCAAAGAUAUCAAUAGCUUUCUCAAGCAAAAGUCCAAAGUUUCUGUAUAGAAAAUAAAAAGCAAAGUCAAACGCAAAAACAAACGAAAAUGAGAAAGCAAAAGGACGAUAUGCAGGUGAAUGUCGCUGGUCUGCGCAGAAACAUUAAGAACCUUGCGCACAACUACUCCGAUGCCCAGGUCAAAGUUCGGGAGGCCACCUCAAAUGACCCGUGGGGUCCUUCGGCCGCCAUAAUGGGCGAGAUAGCGGAUCUCACGUACAAUGUGGUCGCCUUUUCGGAGAUUAUGCAGAUGAUCUGGAAGCGCCUCAACGACCACGGCAAGAACUGGCGCCACGUGUAUAAGGCACUCAUCCUGCUGGAAUACCUGAUCAAGACCGGCUCGGAAAAGGUUGCCCAGCAGUGCAAAGAGAACAUCUUCGCCAUCCAGACGCUGCGUGAGUUCGUCUACUUCGAGGAGGGCAAGGAUCAGGGCACCCACGUUCGCGAGAAAGCCAAGCAGCUGGUAAAUCUGUUGAAGGACGAUGAGCGGCUAAAGAACGAGCGAGUGAAGGCGCUAAAGGCCAAGGAGCGAUUCGCUCAGCAUCCAAGUGGAUUCGGCAGCGAUGGGUACAUAGAUGGACCAUCACAGCGGGAUAUGCCGCCGGGUUGGCAGGAGGAGCCACCCAAAUCGGUAUCUGAGCUGGAAAUGGUUCGCCCGCAGACGGCCGGCGAGGAGGAGCUGCAGCUCCAGCUGGCAAUGGCCAUGUCGCGCGAGGAAGCUGAGCAGGAAGAGGCCAAGAGGCGUAGCGAUGAUGUGCGUCUGCAACUGGCCCUCAGCCAAAGUGAGCAGGAUUUCAAGGAUCCCAAUGGACGGCCCAUUCCUGCGCCCAAGAAGGAGGAGCCACAGAGUCAUUUGCUGGACCUGCUGGACAUUUCACUGGGCGCCACAAGCAUCUCCAGUCCGCCGCUGGGUGCUGCGGGCGGCGCCCCUGCGGCCGUUGUCGAUCCAUGGGCUACGCCAGCUCCCCGUGCACCCAGUCAGCUGUCAGAUCCUUGGUCGGGCACUUCCUCGCCACAAGUCGAUCCCUGGCAUCCCUCCGCCACGCCGCGAACCAUCCUUGGCACCGGAGUGCCGAUGAGUGCGGCGCCAAUGGGCGGAGCAACUGGAAACGAUGCCUGGGGAGGACGGACUCAGUCCCCUUCGGUGGCCUCAGGCUCCUCCAACGAAGGCUGGCUGCAGACCAACGGCAACGCCAAUCUGAAUGGACGUGGAGCAACUCCGGCGGGACCUCCUGCCGAAGGCUGGUUAAUAAAGCCAACAACAGCCGGACCUUUGGGAGCUGCGCCUGUCAACCAUGCGGCAAAUAAUGGCAGCUCACCAGCGGAUCCUUGGCUGGCCGAGCCUGCAGCUCCGGCGCCACUAGGAGCGGCAGCCGCCGGAUUAGCGGAUCCCUGGGCGGCAGGAGCACCACCUCAGACGGGGGCGUUGGAUGAUCCCUGGAAAGCCCUGGGAACAGGCGCUAUCAAGAAACAAUCCCCCGAGUUUGACGAGUUCGACCUUAUUACCAACCGGAACAAGAGUGAGCUUAGCAAUUCCAACGCCUCCAACAACAACAAUGCUUCUCUGCUUGAUGACAUGGAUCCACUAUCGGUAAACUACGGAAAUGGAGCUAUAAACAGCAGUAUAGGCUCUGUGCAUCCGUCGACGGGCGCCACGGCAAAGAAACCGCUGAAGGAUGCCCACUCCUUCCUUGGCGAGAACUCCGCGCUAGUUAACCUGGACAAUCUUAUUAAACCCACUGCGUCACAGCCGCAAACGGGUAACGCUCUUGCUUACAAUCCCUUCAGCGAUAACGUGAUGCCACCCAAGACGAAUCUAUUCCAGCAACAGCAGCCAGCCGUGCCGUCCAUCAAUCAGCUGAAACAGCAGGCUCCCUUCACAGUUAGCAUGAACCAGGAUCCCUGGGCACCCGUAAUGGGUGGCGUUAGUGCGACCUCACAGCCAAAACUUCCGCCCCCCGUGCGACCCACUAGCCUCAACUUGGAGCCCUCGUCACUGGGGGAAUUUCAGCUGUUGAGUGCGUUUAGUAAUCCCGUCAUUCCCUCCUCCAAUAUCCCUCAGCCACAGCAGAAUUCACAGGUCUACAACUAUGCGUAUCAAAGCAACAGCAACACCAAUAUUCAUGGCAACAGCAACAUGAACAGCUCCAACAGCAACAGCACCAUAUAUAGCACCUUUGUGAGUCCAAGUCCUGGCAUCGAUGGCAUCCGCAACAUGGAUAUACUCAGCGAGCGUCCCUAUUUUAACAGUCCAACAGCACCCGCUGAUGAUUCCUAUAUGUACAAUAAUAAUAAUAUCAGCAGCAACUAUGGUACUCCGAAACUUUAUUCAAGCUACGCUGCCAGCUACAGCAGUGCCCUAUCCGAUUCGCUGGCCGAAACCCCGGGAGUUAGUGUGGCUCCCAUGGGCUUUGCGGCCGAUCCUGUCAUGAGUUUUGGUCCCUCAUCUUCCGCGUCCAACCACUGCAAGCUGGAACAAAACAACAACAUGCCGUGGAUCAAACCGGAAGCAGCUACAAAUCCAUUUUUAUCGUAAACCGGAGCGGAUCAAGCAACAGCAAUGUGAGCUGGAGCAGCAGUGGGAUCAUCAACUAAGGGAACGUCAACUAAAUAAUACCUGGCUGGUGUACGGAGCUGUCCAAUAGCGUUAGCAACAAUAGCAGCAGAAGCAACCAAUUUUAGCCCUACAUAACUGCAAAGAGAGAAAUAUGAAUUAAUUAAUAAAUUAUGUGUAAGGAAGUAUUAUUAAACUGUAAAAUAUGUGAUGUACGUGAGAGAGAAAGCCAAGAUCCAGCGACAGAAAAUGAGAAGGAGUAGAAACAGCAACGACACCCAGCCAAGAUGAGUAGAGAAAUCUGCCUGAAUUUCGCGCAGGAAGCUUACAUUCAAAUAGAACUUGAGUCUAAACACAUUUGCAAUACCUAAAUCUGUAAACCAGUCUUUAGGAUAGCAUAAGACAUCUCCAGCGCCACUCAACUGACUUUGAAAUUAUUCUCCGUACGAUUUACACUCAAUUCUAACGUUUUUAAAGAUCAUUGGUAGUUAUGCACCUUUAAGUUGAGUGGAUGUUAGGGAUCUCUCAUUGGCAGUCAUUAUGUACUUCCUUAGUUGAUCAUUUACUGUUAAAAAAGUUGUAUCCUUGUUAAGCCGAAAACCAAGAAAGCAACCGAUAAAAAGAAAUCCGAUCGAGUCCAAAUGAGAGAAGCGAAAAGAAAACUAAAAAUUGUUAUAUAGCUUUAAAGAUUGCAUUGGUAAAAAAUCAUGUUAAAAACAAUGGUAAACAAAUUAUGUGUGCUUGUAAUUGUACAUUUUUUACGUUCUUAUUUUGUGAAAUUUAUUGUGCGCGCAUGGUGCAGAAACCAAAUACAAUUAUAAAUGGCUUUUGGCUAUCGAUUUUUAAACACA
This is a messenger RNA of Drosophila rhopaloa, 3954 nucleotides long. RefSeq names its product epsin-1 (gene lqf). The record is from RefSeq and is a predicted model, not a curated record. The coding region runs from base 599 to 3085 and encodes 828 amino acids. Gene Ontology annotation, biological process: endocytosis. Gene Ontology annotation, cellular component: plasma membrane; endosome; clathrin vesicle coat. The transcript has 10 exons. NCBI's taxonomy places the organism in Eukaryota, Metazoa, Arthropoda, Insecta, Diptera, Drosophilidae. Gene Ontology annotation, molecular function: clathrin binding; phospholipid binding.